Sipha flava (yellow sugarcane aphid) is the source of this 2570-nucleotide messenger RNA. It is a transcript of the gene MFS16, whose product is annotated as glucose-6-phosphate exchanger SLC37A2. Gene Ontology annotation, cellular component: membrane. NCBI's taxonomy places the organism in Eukaryota, Metazoa, Arthropoda, Insecta, Hemiptera, Aphididae. Gene Ontology annotation, biological process: transmembrane transport. Gene Ontology annotation, molecular function: transmembrane transporter activity. The transcript is spliced from 15 exons. The coding region runs from base 882 to 2525 and encodes 547 amino acids. The record is from RefSeq and is a predicted model, not a curated record.
GCGUUCAGUAUCAUUUUCCAAUUGGCGCUGGUUCACCGCCGUCGGUCCGACAGUUUCCGCAGCCAGUCGACAGCCGUCAGUCGCAGCAGCACCAGCACCAGUACCAGCAGCAUCGGUCACCGCGCAGCAACAACUGUUACAACUCGUACGCGUUUACCCGGUUGCUGCGAUCCCCGAAAAAGUCCGUCUCCACGUGUGUGCGUGUAGUCGGCGACCAUUAGUACCAAACACCAAUCGGCCGCCGCCGACACCACUACCGGCUAUACCCUUUCUACCUCACGUACCGGUACAACUGCCGUGACUCCGCCGCCGUUUUACUGAUAUCAACGCUGAUAACUCGACGUGGUUCUCACAUGACGGCAAUGACAGAGUAAACAGUGCGUCGAGCGGUUUCCAGUAGUUAUUUCUUUUUUUUUUUUUUUUUUAACCCUUUUUUUCGUUUUUUUUCCCCAUUCGUUUUUAAUUUUUAUUUUCACCAAAGUCCACUAGUCUUUAGUCCGUUUUUCCCUUUUUAUCUCCGAUUCUGUAACCUUAUUGUAUCUUAACCGGUGCAGCGAAUCGCUUCCAUUUGUUUCAAUUCGUCUCUCAACACCUGUUGUACACUGAUCGUAUUUCAUCCAUUCUAUUCACUCGUCGCUUAUUAGAUACUUUUUUUUUAAUUCAUACCUACCAGUAGGUAUUCAACCACUACAUUGCGGAUCAAAUCCAUAUUUUCAAUAUGCAACCAUUCUUAUUGUAUACAUCAACUGCUCAACUCAGUUCCUACUACCAUAUUUUACCAUUAUAAUCGUGUGUCUAGGACGAUUUAGUUUGACGAAAAGUAACGUUAACAACUUCUUUCCUUCUCUUGAUAAUUUCCUCACCUAACCGUUCGUCCAUUAAUGCCUACUGUCAUGUCGUCAACAACCAACUCCGUCCCUUAUGGCAUACAGAUUCUACAAAAACUGUUUGACAAGUUUCCCUCAAACCACAACAUCAAUCGCACUAAUUUGUACAAAUAUAGUGUUCUUAUUUUAACAUUCAUCACUUAUGCAGCUUACCACGCAUCUCGAAAACCUAUUAGUGUUGUCAAAACGGUGUUGUACCAAAAUUGUUCUACAGUUAAUCAUACGGACCCUGAUUGGUGUAAUUGGGCACCAUUUAAUGCGGAAAAUCAUAAUGCUUUAUUUGGAACAUUGGAUUCAGCAUUUCUUUUUGCUUAUGCAAUAGCAAUGUUUUUUAGUGGAUUAAUUGCGGAGCAUGUCAACAUACGGAUUUUUCUUACUCUUGGAAUGAUUUUAUCUGGUACAGCUUGCUCAAUGUUUGGAUUCGCCCGUAUUUACAAUAUACAUUCCAUUACUUAUUUUAUUGCUGUCCAGAUAUUUGGUGGUAUCUGCCAAACUACUGGAUGGCCAGGUGUUGUGACUGCAAUGGGUAAUUGGUUUGGCAAAGGAAAUCGAGGAUUUAUAUUUGGAAUUUGGAAUUCUCAUACAUCGAUUGGAAAUAUCAUUGGUACUUUACUUGCUGGAUCAUUCGUUGAAACUAAUUGGGGAUUAUCAUUUAUUGUUCCUGGAAUAUUUAUAAUUGUAUCUGGAAUCCUGAACUUUUUGUUCCUUGUUGUUCACCCAUCUGAUGUAAAUGGUGGCUCACAUUUAAAUCAAAAUACUCAAAAUGGUCGUAAGACCGUAAUGAAAAAUGGAAUACGAAGACAAUCUCCUCGUUAUGAUUAUAAUGUACAAGAAGAAAAUGAAAUUUUGAAGGGCAGCUCAGAAGAGAAAAAACCCAGCACUUCCCCACAAGAGGUGUCUAUACCUCUUGGAGAUAUAUCAUCUAAGGAGUUGUCAUUGUUACCUUCUAACAAGGACGAAGUAAAAGAAAAAACUGAAGGAAGCCCAAUUCUUUCACCCCAUGGUUCACAACAAAAAGCUGUUGGUUUUAUCGGUGCUAUCAAAAUUCCUGGUGUUAUUGAAUUCUCAAUGUGUUUAUUCUUUGCUAAACUAGUCAGUUACACUUUCCUAUAUUGGUUACCAAAUUAUAUUAAGUAUUCUUCUACAUAUAGUCCAUCGGAAAGUGCAGAUUUAUCCACCUUUUUUGAUGUUGGUGGUAUUUUUGGAGGAAUAGCUGCUGGAAUAUUCAGUGACAUGUUUGGGAAAAGUGCAUGUACAUGUGCAGUUAUGUUGUUUUUGGCUAUUCCAUCAUUGUACACCUACAAUUUGUUGUCUUCAGUUAAUGUGUAUAUAAAUAUUGCUAUGUUAGCUCUUGCUGGUGGUUUAGUUAAUGGACCAUAUGCACUGAUUACUACUGCAGUAUCUGCAGAGUUGGGAACACACAGUUCUUUAAAAGGAAAUGCGAAAGCAUUGUCUACUGUCACAUCUAUUAUUGAUGGUACUGGAUCAAUUGGUGCAGCUGUAGGUCCCUUACUAGCGGCUUAUAUAUCCAACGGUUUUGGUUGGACAAGUGUGUUUUAUAUGCUCAUGGGUUCUAAUGUACUUGCAAUAUUGUUACUGACACGAUUGGUCAAACGUGAAAUCUAUAAUGUUGGCUAGAUAAAAAAAAAAAAACCUAGCACUGAUAAGACUUACAUAAAGAAU